Molecule: messenger RNA, 663 nt
Organism: Mercurialis annua (annual mercury)
Lineage: Eukaryota; Viridiplantae; Streptophyta; Magnoliopsida; Malpighiales; Euphorbiaceae
Product: acyl-CoA-binding protein
Exons: 4
Coding region: 114-410 (98 amino acids)
Biological process (GO): fatty acid metabolic process
Molecular function (GO): fatty-acyl-CoA binding
Source: RefSeq, a predicted model, not a curated record
CUCUCCCUUCUCAUUGUAUAUAACGAAGCUCACGCCAUUGUUACGCUUCAAAAUUCUUCUCCUCCUUCAGAUUCAGUUCCACCGUUCAACUUUUUUCUCAGCCGGCCGCCGCCAUGGGUUUGAAGGAGGAUUUUGAGGAGCAUGCUGAGAAACUCAAGACACUGAAAGAGAAACCAACGGAUGCGGACCUGCUUAUUUUGUAUGGUCUUUUCAAGCAAGCCACUGUUGGACCGGUGAAUACCAGCCGGCCUGGAAUGUUCAGCCUGAAAGAGAAAGCAAAAUGGGACGCAUGGAAGGCGGUUGAAGGCAAAACGGCGGAUGAAGCCAUGAACGACUAUAUUACCAAGGUUAAGCAGUUAUUCGAACUCGAAGAAGCUGCCGCCGCUGCUGCUGUUUCCGCUUCUGCUUAGUGAAAAAAAAUUACAUGAAUCGAGUUCACCACAUCAAAAUAUGAACAAUCUUAAAUGCGUAACAUGUGACAUCUGUUUGUGUUGUUGAUUAUUUAGCCUGUUGCUAGUCCAGUAUGUUUGAAAAUGUUCAAAAUCAAUUGAAUAAUUACCAUAUAUGUGAUGUUUCUAAGUUGUUCUUAGCUAAUCCAUAGCUGUUAAAUGUUAUAGAACAGUUGGAAUUGAUGUGAGGGAUAGUUUCUUGUUUGUAUCCAAA